Scheffersomyces stipitis CBS 6054 is the source of this 2067-nucleotide messenger RNA. RefSeq names its product putative carboxylic ester hydrolase (gene SPO1). Gene Ontology annotation, molecular function: A2-type glycerophospholipase activity. Lineage: Eukaryota; Fungi; Ascomycota; Pichiomycetes; Serinales; Debaryomycetaceae. Gene Ontology annotation, biological process: glycerophospholipid catabolic process. The record is from RefSeq and is a predicted model, not a curated record. The transcript has 2 exons. The annotation marks the transcript as partial. Gene Ontology annotation, cellular component: plasma membrane; intracellular membrane-bounded organelle; extracellular region.
GACGAGAAAGAGUAUACUACUAGAAGGAAUUCAAAAACAGAGAUCUCCCUAAGAGAAUUUUUCAAGAACUCCAAAAUACCAGGGUUCAACUAUGACUUGUUCUCUCGACUAAAAGCAAAACCUACAAAGAUUGCACUAGCUUUUUCUGGUGGAGGAUACAGAUCUAUGUUGAUAGGAGCGGGAUGUGUAGCAGCUUUGGACAUUAGAAACGAAAAUACUAGCGAACGUCUAGGAGGCAUCCUCCAAGCAAGUAGCUAUAUCGCAGGUAUUUCAGGCGGGUCGUGGUUAGUAAUGAGUCAGUUUGUCAACGACUUUCCUACGAUUGAUGGCUUGAAAGAGUCGUGGGAUUUGGAACAUCAACUAUUAGAGGGAGUACCCAGUUUCGACCCAAUUGGAAUUCAGACUCAAGUUCGAAUACAAGACAACAAGAGCGGGACGGAGAUAAAGAAAGAAGAACCACUAAAGAAGAAGAGCCAAGAAGAGACUUCUUUCUUUGGAAAUAUAUAUUCGUUCUUCGUAAAGAAGACACCCAACCAGCUACUUCUUACAAAAGAUGAUAUGAACGGACCAUCACCCAACAAUAUGAUUGUCAAGUUUAUGAAGUCCAUGUUUGUCAACAAUAACAAUAACAAUAGUGUAACUCCCAAUAUCAAAGGGUAUACCAGGGAUACUCCCCUUGAGAAGAUCUUUUCGUACUACAAAGAGCUUCAGAUAGAAGUCAGAGAUAAAAGAAAAGCUGGAUAUCAAAUUUCUCUUACAGAUUACUGGGGCAGAACAAUUGCCAGAAGAAUAUUCAGAUCUACGGCAAGAUCUCCUGGUGCAACCAUGAGCACUAGCAUUCAGAUGUCUUCAUUUCAGAACUAUGAACAGCCAUUCCCAAUCAUAACUACGAUAGAGAGAGAUCCCAGAUAUAUAGAGACAAAUAUAGAUUCUCACCAAUUCGAAAUAACUCCUUUUGAAUUUGGUUCUUGGGACUCAUUCCUAAAUGGAUUCCUACCUAUCAAAUACCUUGGGACCAAGCUCAUCAAUGGAUCAUCAACUUCGAGGACAGACAACAACAGCUAUGCGAGAUGUGUAACGGGGUUUGAUAACAUUGGGUUUCUCACAGGAACCUCUUCAUCGCUUUUCAACCAUAUCUUCGUCUAUCUCUACCAGAUCUUAUUGGAUAUAAAGCUGGAGGCUUCUACAGCUGUGGGAACUAUAUUGAAGUCACUUGGACUAAGUUCAGAAUUCAGGUCUCUUAUGAAUCCCAGCUUACAUCCAGAUAACGCUAUAUACUCACCCAACCCAUUCUACGGGUAUGAGAACAAACAUGGUUGUGAUGGGAGAAAUAUAACUUCGAAUGAGAACUUGUACUUGUUUGAUGGCGGAGAUGAUGGACAGAAUAUCCCCUUCCAACCACUCUUGGUAAGUUCCAGAGAACUCGACAUCAUAUUGGCCUUUGAUCUAACAGCUGAUUAUUUGAACUAUCCUAAUGGAACUACAUUAGUACGAUCUCAAGAAAGAUUUCACAACAGAGACCUGAAAAUGGGAACUCCGAAAUUUACUUUAGCACUGACUUAUAAUGGAACUACUAGGAGCAGUGUAAGAUCAUCGUUUCCUUUUGCGCCAUCACCAGAGGAAAUCGUAGAAAAUGGACUUAAUAAACGGCCAUUGUUUCUCGGUUGUGACGUUUACCAGGACUACCCUGAGCUAGAUGUAAAAUGGAUGAAUAAUUAUAGUUCGAAGAUCGACAACAAAAAUAGUAGCUUCCACCUUCCACCAUUAAUCGUAUACUACUCAAAUGGCGACUACGGUUACAAAGCCAAUACUUCUACAUUUCAGCUCAGCUAUAGCAAGGACGAAGUUGACGGCAUGGUGCUGAACGGGAUCAAUCUAGCUACCUUCAACAACUCCAGCUACUACGAAAUGUGUCUCGGAUGUGCUCUUCUAAAAAGAGAAUUUGAUCGCCUUGAGCUAGACCACAAAACCGAUGCAUAUGGGAAUCUGCUUUUUACGACACCAGCUAUAUGCCGCAGAUGCUAUGCUGACUUCUGCUGGAAGGGUCUGAUUCGUGCGAUUAGAUAG